UCAUUCAUUUUUAUGUGAAUAGUGUGAUUGAAAUUUAAUUACUUUGUGUUUAUCUAUACCUAAUAAGCAAGAAGUUUCAGUUCUGUCAUGGGUGGACUCCACUAUUUAAUUUGUGGUGAUUUAUGCGUUUAGGUUUACUUUAAGAAAAUUUCACAAAUCAAAGUUCAUAUUUGAAGGCUUAACUCUCUUCCGGAAUAAAAGCUUCCUGUUCUAAGGUUAUUAGCUAAAGACAGGGCUUUGCUUAAAUUAAUAUUUUUGUCGUAACCGUAGCAUAAUUAUUAGUAAUUUUUGUGUCUAGCAAGAUAGGUUACUGUCAUUUUAUAUACAUUUGGUACAGAUAUUUUACGAAAUGAAGUACUGUGGGGCAGAAAGGUUAAGUGCAAAUAUUAAAUACAUAGUUUUAUUUAUGUUAGCCAGUUGUAUUCAGUACAAGUACUUUAAGUCUGUAGUAAUAAGCCUUAAGCGCUCCAACAACACAGUGUGGCACUUGUGAACAAGGCUGGUAUACGUUACAAAUAACACUCCAAAUCGGCUUGGAGCUUGUGGUGUAAGCAAAAGUCGUAAGAUGAUUUGAACGACUUGGCAACUUCAUUGCGUGGUAUGGAACUUUUAUGCGUUGCGGAUUUAUUUUUGCAAUAAGACUUCUCUUGUUAAUAAGCUGCUUGCUUCUAUGCAGGUACGACAUGACUGCACCUUGCCUACCAUUUGGGGUUAGGGAUUUAACUUGGAGUUAUCAUGCCAGGUGUUUUCUACACAUAAUAAGCUAAUUAUAAAGAGUUAGAAAUGUCAGAAAUAAAAUUUAUUAAGUUGCUUAUGCAUCGUAGUUACACAACAGCUCUUUUUUUUAUACUAUGUCUUAUAUGCUGAAAUCUGCAAUUUCACUUAGUCUCUACUUGUGUAUUUACUUAUGUGCUACAAAAAGGUGAAUUAACCUGUUUUUUUUUUAAAUAUAGACAGAACUACAUAAAAUGUUGACUGGUAUCUUUGUGGAAUUAUAUCAUAUGUUGGACUUUUCCAAUUAUUAAAAAUAUUAAGCACCAUUUACCAUUAUCAAGAACUUAAUUAAAUGAAAAAUAUUUUACUGCAGAAAUGCUGGCUUGAUAUUGAAAUAACUUUUAUAAAGAUCGAAUGAGUGUUUUGUGGGAGGCAACUGGUUCUGCUUCAUCAUUGGAGCAAAUAGACAGUUGCUUUGCCUCAAAGAGAGAAAGCAACGGACACAGUACAUAUUGAGAAAAGUGUGCAGGUAAUAAGGCGUCUGUGGAACUGAAAUGAAGAUGUCCAGACAGUUGACCACCCGGAGAGGAACUGCGACGGUCGUUAACAUCCAAAAAGCUUCCGUGGUUGGCUGACCUUGAGGGCGUCGCCAGCUGGGGAACAGGUUCCGUCCGUCACCUUGGCCACUGGCCGGAGCGGAUUGUGGGCGGCCUUCGCGGACAUCGUCUUUCCGUGUGGCCAGCCCUGGUUGAGCACACACGCUCACCUUUUGUGUGCAGUGGUGUGACGUGGAUGGUAAUCCCGCUCCGCCCACGGAACUCCGAAAUCUGUGGUUUGGGUGUUUCCCCCCGAGGUCGUAAAUUGUCUCCGGCCAAGCGCAAGUGGUUCGACUGCCGUGACAGGGUAGUUACUGCUGCAGGAGUGUCUUUCCCAAACAAGAUGGAGUACGGCGACGUGCACCGCAUGUUCCUGCAGGGCAUUAUGAGCCACAACAUGCUCGCGGAGACAGACGCCCUGCUCAUGUUCUCCAAGAUACACGAGCACGUACAAGGGGAGGAGUGCCGGUCCCUGAAGGAGAUGGCGAGCGCCAUAAAGCUCAUCAACGACCACACGUCGCCCGUCAACCAGAAGGUGAAGAAGGUGACGUCCGAGGUGACGGGUGGCCCCUACUACGUCCUCGUCAACACGGUGCAAGCCUCCAUCCCGAGCAAGGUGCCGCGCCACGCCAAGGCUGCCUCGCAGGUGGAGAAGGAGUUCCUGAAGGCGGUGCUGGACGCGAUCGUGGCGUCGCCCGACGGCUACAUCUCGACGGUGGCCUGCCUCAACCUGAGCAACACGCUGCCCACGGCCCGCAUCACGCGCACCGACGCAGACAAGCUGCUGGAGAGGAUGGUCGAGAGGAAGUGGUUCCUGGAGAAGAGCAGCACGGUGUGCCUGAGCCCGCGCUGCCAGGCCGAGAUGGAGCCGUACAUCCGGCAGGCGCUCGGAGACGACGCCGACUGCACCCUGUGCACCAGUCUCAUCCUGCAGGGCCAGACGUGCGUGCACUGCCUGUCCAAGUUCCACCGGCACUGCGUCAGCAAGUACUUGGCGCGGCAGCCGUGGCGCAAGUGCCCCAAGUGCCCCAAGUGCCGGGGCGAGUGGAACGACGACGCCCUGUGCAGCGUCGCCACGGACGACGAGCUCAUGGACGAUGACGACUGAAAACAUCACAGAGUCGGUGUGUUGUGUCGACUAAGAUUGUUAAUGCUGCCUGUGAUUCUUUUUUUACAGUUUUUUAAUUAAAGCCAAUACAGUAACUCCAA
Molecule: messenger RNA, 2519 nt
Organism: Bacillus rossius redtenbacheri
Lineage: Eukaryota; Metazoa; Arthropoda; Insecta; Phasmatodea; Bacillidae
Gene: Nse1
Product: non-structural maintenance of chromosomes element 1 homolog
Exons: 7
Coding region: 1507-2418 (303 amino acids)
Biological process (GO): double-strand break repair via homologous recombination
Cellular component (GO): Smc5-Smc6 complex; nucleus
Molecular function (GO): ubiquitin-protein transferase activity
Source: RefSeq, a predicted model, not a curated record